GCAGAAAAAGCUCGAAACACAUUUACUGUCAGCUUCAUAGCAGGCGAGAAGAUGGCUGAAGACGAUACAAACAUGUACAGCAACAGUGGAGAAAAUGAAGGCGGAGGAGAACGCUAUUCUACAGUAACGCUGACGAAGAAAGAACAAUUUAACAUUUUAUACGAUAGCAGGGCUUUCAUGGAUUCCUAUGACCAGUUUGAGGAUGAUGACGAGAUCAAAGAGAGUGAAAAUCCACUCUAUUGCAGCAGUAUCGAAACAGGACAAGACGAAAAUGAGAACAUUCUGUAUGAAAGCAUGGAUAAUGUUAUACAGAGUGUAGAGGAGGCUGAAAGCAUCAAUCCUAUGUACGAAGGUAUGGUCUAGGAUGUGUGACUGCUGUGAACUGAGAGCAAGACUUUUCUCUGACUUCGUUGCUAUACGGUCGAUUUCAAAUUUUCGGCUUCCUGCAAGAUUACGUGGAACAGAUUGAUCUCAAAUUUGCCAGUGGAAUACGGUCAUCAUUGGUGUUGUCAGACAUGCAACAAUUUCUUAACAAUCAUACCUGUUUAAAUAAUGUACAUUUUGAUAAAAAAUUUGGUCGUCGGAAACGCCUAACUUACAGACAAAGAAUCUGAUCCUCAAUGGAACUCAUUGAAGCUCGUGAACUGGAUCUCCUGGCAAUUAUACCCAGUAUACCCCGGCCAAAAUUUCAGUUAACCAAUGCUAAUAGUUGAAUGCAAUUACCAAGUGCGUCACGUAGCCAAAUGUUUAAAGCAGGGAAAACUCUAACCAAUUUUUUGUUCUCUCGCAAAGAAAUCUGUUCACAAAUAGGUUAUAAUUCAGAAUUUUAAGUUUAUUUAAGAUAACAUUAAGGGAUCUUAGGUCCACGUUUGGUGUGUAAACCGCAAACGUCAAACCGUGGUUAGCAGUUUGAGGUUAGAAGUUAGAAGUUUGGAGACUUUCAGGUUUUUAGAAUGACGUUGGCUUUCACCUGAGAAAAAUCCACAUCUGCACUGCCAUUCCACAAAGGAUGGAGGAGGUCCUUUACUUCAAACACAAAAUGAGGCUAAAAGUUUGGUUUUCUAACAUCCCAAAUGGAUUGGUUAAACAGAAAACACUUCAUGUAACACACAUUUCCAGGACGUGCGUGAGAACUUUCGAACAGGAAGAAGAAAAGAGCAAAGGGAGUUGACCUACCUGAAACUGUCUUGCCCAAUCCGAAGUUCGAGCAUAACCGCUGGAUUCUGGCCUCGUGACUCCUUGCGGUUUGCGGUCACACGUAUUCAGAAACAAAUGUGGAU
Molecule: messenger RNA, 1280 nt
Organism: Stylophora pistillata
Lineage: Eukaryota; Metazoa; Cnidaria; Anthozoa; Scleractinia; Pocilloporidae
Source: RefSeq, a predicted model, not a curated record